AUGCAUCAACUGGAGGACUAUAAGCUCGCAUCGAGGAACAGACAGGAAGAGUCUCAGUCCGUCGAGCUGGAAGAUGGCGAGCUGUCUGACGAAGAUGUUGAGAUGCACUGCACUUGGGGCAGCGACUGCCGCCUCAGGCAUUCGGGCAGCUCUGAUAUGGGCAACUACGUCAUGUUUGAGCCCGUUAACUUGCCAGUGCCGCCGGACAUGUACGGCACAUGUAUGGGGGCUCUGUCGCCCGACGCAGGCUGGAAGCACGAGACGGAGCGGAAGGGCUCCUUCGAUAGAAGUCGGAAGCAUAAAGACGGCGGGCGUUUGGCCAAGUGUGAGGACAACGAACAGUCCCUGAUGGAGUUGAACGAUUUGGACACAGAUCCCUACUACACGCAUCACGAGCAGACUGAGGAACGCUCACCUCCACGGAGCUCAAUGGACUGCCCAAAUCAUCCACCCAGCCCGUACCACAGUAGCCUGACGCGUUGGCGCGGGUGCAACAUGUUGGAUUGGCAAUCGAGCAGCAGAAGUAGUAGCAGCAGCUCUCCCGAUUACUCCUCCACCACGAACUCGAUGAGUUCCUCGUCGCCCACGGCAAUGUGCUCAGCCAAUCCACUCAAACGCAAGCUGUACCGUAAGCAAAGGGGCUGCAGGUGGAACACUUACUUAUCCUCGGACAGCGAUUCCUCAAGCUAUAGAUCCAGCACACCGUCCUCUGAGCAGAGCUAUUCCUCCUUGGAUGUGGACAUGGACAGCAUCAAUUCGAAUUACCCGAACUCAAUGAGAAAGACUAAAGCAGAUGCUGCACCUCCGUCGAAGAGUCGAAAAACUCUCUAA
Molecule: messenger RNA, 831 nt
Organism: Drosophila navojoa
Lineage: Eukaryota; Metazoa; Arthropoda; Insecta; Diptera; Drosophilidae
Source: RefSeq, a predicted model, not a curated record